AUUGAAAAAAAAGCAAUAAUUAUAACGCCUUUAGAUGUAUGUAUUAGGAGCUGUGUUAUAGUCGUAGUUAUACUUAUGUGUUGUGAUGAAUCUUGAUUCAACUUUGCGUUCGAGAUGAGACCAAGCGCAAAUGCGCUUCAAUUGUGUGUCGGAUGUUGCGCCGCGGAGCAGCAUCGUAAAAUGGAAACGUCAACGACGUUCGAGAAUUCUUUUACGAUCGUGCAUGGCUUUCGCAACCGUUACAAAUUAAAUGAUGGACACUGUUGAGCUGUGUUUUUCAUGUAUAAGUCUUUAACUUGAUGAUUUUGUAAGGGAGUUUGUCGGAAACUAGGAUGAAGCCAUCUAGCGAUCCAUUGUGGUACUUUGCGCACACGGUAUCGGUCUACGGGUGAGCUGACUUCUCGGAGAGAUUUGUAAUGGUGUUUUUUUUAUUCAAAUUUCGGUGUCGAUGAUUAUAAAAAUCAAAUUUUUGUUCAAAUACCCAAGCACCUAUAUUGACCGAAAAAAAUACCGUUUUUAAUUCUUGCAGUUUUUAUCUCUGUAAGGAUAGAAUUCCUUUGAAUUAUUUUUUAUUAAAGAUUUGGGUCUCAAAAAUGUUUUGUACAUACGAGUUUUUUGAUGACUCAAAAAAUUUUGCCGGCAAACACAAUUUGGAUCAUGUUUAUAAGAUUAUCGUCGGUUAGGAAUUGUCACCGAAAUUACUGUGUUCAGAGCAAGAUGGUUUUAAAGAACAUAAAUUUCGACGGAAAUGGAUAGAGUAUAUUAUCAAUUUUUUUAAUAGCUGGAAGAUGAUGAUCGAUGGCCAAGUUUUCAUUUAUGGAAAAAUGUGACGAGAUAUUUUUAGAGAAUUUGGAAAAUUGUACACAAAAAUUACAAUUUUCAUGAAAAAAACUUGAGCCAUUUUAAAUUUCGUGUGCAAAAGUGAUAAGCUUCAUUCUUUAUUUUCUCCUGAAUAGCUAGACCCAUAAAUGGGGUAUGAGGAAUUGAUUUAAAUUGUAAAUAAUCAUUCAUUAUUACGCAAACAAAGUGUAAAAAUAUGUUAUUCGUGAUGGUUGUACAAAAUUGUAAGAAAUUUUUUAGAAGUAUUUUUAAUAAUAAAAUCUAUACAAAAGUAUAAGGUUCAAUUAUUGCCAAAUAAUUUUGGGCACUGUGUUAAAUUGUAUUAACACACAAAUUAUCUCAAACGUUUCAAACGCCUGCAGAAAAUAAAAUACUCGAAAGAAAAAAAUAAGCCACAAGUAAAUAGCAACGGUAAGAAAUUGAAAAAACUCCUUUUAAAAAAAUGUUAAUUUAGUAUUGCGUUAACUUCGGCGUGCAUAAUGAAGUUUUACUUCAACAUUCUCUUCGACAAAUAUCAAUAAUUUUUUCCGUUAUCCAACAGGUAGAAAGUCGACAAAUCGAGGUAAUUAAGUUUUUUUCAAAAAGUCCAAAUUUUCCAAAAUUCUUCAGUUUCACGUUUAUUUCUGUGCGGUGCAAACCUACAGUGUUUAAUUUACAAAAAAACCGCAGCGACUCGUGUCCGAUUUUGACAGAAAAACACGACAGACAAAAAUCACCCAUAUACAUACAAGCGCGGCCACUUACAUAUAGGUAGCCGAGCCGUGGCUUCGUCUCAUUCGUCCGCGUUUCUUGCUGCUAAUACAUACGUAUAUAGUAGUACUUACUAUAUCUACGUACGUACGCUACUGCCUUAUCGUUUAACCAAUGCGAAAUUACACGCGGCACCGAACGCGGUGAUGUGGUCAAACGCGAGACUCUCUCUCUCUCUCUCUUUCUCGCAUCGUUUAAUGAAAUUUUUUUGCUGCGAGACAUCGAAGACGAUAUACGCGAUGCUUCAGUCAAGUGCAGCAGCUUGCGCGAAAGGCGGUGGUUGCCGCUGCUGAUUCUGCUGUGUACACGUGACACCGCACGCCAACUCUCCGCAGCUUAUAGCUAUAUUUGUAGUAGUAGUACACCUGACGGCGUAGAGUAGACGUAUGCAAAAAAAAAAAAGAAAACAGCGGCUAGUCGAGAGCGUCCCUGCGAGCAGAAAGACGCGGGUGCCCCCGGGGAAAGAAGAAUUGAAGCGCGUGGACAGCGGCAUGCGCUCCGCUAUUACACGUUUGGCAAAAUUAUUAUAACGGCCCGCCGCUAUCGAGUGUGCUUUUGACGCAGAUAAGAUAGUGCGGCGUAAGCCGAGGCAUUUUACUUGCGCGUGUAUGCGUCCAGUGCUUACACAACAUAUAUAUAGUUCAUUCGGUGCCGAAUAAGUCAUAAGUCAUGUUUAUUCAGGAGGAAAACUAGACAGUUAUACGCGUUUUCAUACGCUUCUAUAUCCUAUCUAUAAAUGUUGAGACUCUGCGGCGCACCAAGACGACGACGACGAUGUCCUGGAUCGCCAAGAACACCCUCAGCUGGCUUCAGUCGCUGGCCAUCAAAGUCCUCAGGAGCGGCAACGUGCCCAAGCACGUAGCCAUCAUCAUGGACGGCAACAGGAGGUACGCGAACAAGGCCGGCGUCAAGAAGAUCGAGGGUCACUCCCAAGGCUUCAACAAACUAGCAGAAGUUUUGCAAUGGUGCUUGGAAUUUGGCAUUCCAGAAGUCACUGUUUUUGCAUUUAGUAUAGAAAAUUUCAAAAGGAGUCAGGAGGAGGUGGACUGUUUGAUGAAUUUGGCCAGAGAAAAGUUUCAGAAGUUGUUGGACGAAAGGGAUAAACUGAUGGAACAUGGUAUUUGUGUAAGAGUCAUAGGUAAUUUAACACUGGUACCUCCUGAUGUUCUCUCGCUCAUGUUGGAAGCUAUGCGAACAACAAAAGAUAAUAAUAAAGCUAUUUUAAAUGUUGCUUUUUCAUAUACUUCUCACGAUGAAAUUGCAUGUACUGCAAGAGAUAUUGUAGAUAGUGUACAGAAAGGUGAAAUAAGUGUAGAUGAUAUAGACGAGAAUCUUGUUUCCAAGUGCCUUUACACGCACAAGUCUGAAGAUCCAGAUUUAUUAAUACGUUCCUCAGGAGAAACACGUUUUAGUGAUUUUCUUAUGUGGCAAACUAGCUUCACGUAUGUGUACUUUACUGAAACAUUGUGGCCAGAAUUUAGUGCAUGGGAUCUUAUUUAUGCAGUGUUUUAUUAUCAAAGGUGUUACAGUGAUAUAGUACAAGCCAAAAGUAAAUAUCAAAAUAAUACAGUGUUGAAUAAAAGAACUAAUGAAUUUGUUGAAAAAAUUCAUGAAAAAAGAAGCAUUGAACUAGAAGAAAAAUUGAAAGAUACAAAGUCACUUGGUUCUAAACCAGUAGCAAAGAGAGCCAAUGGAAUACACUAAAAAUAAUUGUAAUGAAAUUAAUAAUAUUGUUGGUGUCCAACUUUUGUGCAUAAAAUCAUAUUUUAAUGAUGAUGCUUGAGCUAGUUAUACUUUAUUUAGGGGAAAAAAUGUCUAGUGUAAGAAUUGUAAAAAAAUUUAUAAUGCUAAUGUUUUAUCAAAUUAUUUAUACAACACAAUAUAGUGUGUUUAUUAUUUUAGCUUUUAUAAUUGGUUUAUAUACAAAUUCUUUAUAUAAAGUGUAUCAAUACUGUUUAAAAAAAUAUUUAUCUUUUUUGUUGCAAAAAAUACAAUUGAUUUCAUAAUAAAUGUCAUAAUUAGUUUCUUAUUCUAACACUUGUUCUAGUGAAUCAUAACUAAGUUUAUACAAUCAUACUUAGCUAGAAUGAUUUCAAUAUUUAAAUAAAUAUUCAUGAUUGAAAUAGUCCUAAAAUUCUCGUGGUUCCCAGAAUGUUCUAUAAAAAGAUAAAAAUGUAAAAUAAAUUACAGAUUACUUUCAACAAACCA
Molecule: messenger RNA, 3798 nt
Organism: Trichogramma pretiosum
Lineage: Eukaryota; Metazoa; Arthropoda; Insecta; Hymenoptera; Trichogrammatidae
Gene: Dhdds
Product: dehydrodolichyl diphosphate synthase complex subunit DHDDS-like
Exons: 6
Coding region: 2365-3294 (309 amino acids)
Biological process (GO): polyprenol biosynthetic process
Cellular component (GO): endoplasmic reticulum; dehydrodolichyl diphosphate synthase complex
Molecular function (GO): protein binding; ditrans,polycis-polyprenyl diphosphate synthase [(2E,6E)-farnesyl diphosphate specific] activity
Source: RefSeq, a predicted model, not a curated record